Messenger RNA from Pecten maximus, 5820 nucleotides. RefSeq lists its product as uncharacterized. Lineage: Eukaryota; Metazoa; Mollusca; Bivalvia; Pectinida; Pectinidae. The coding region runs from base 1475 to 2272 and encodes 265 amino acids. The record is from RefSeq and is a predicted model, not a curated record. The transcript has 3 exons.
GCGACCACGACCUUUAAGCACGGGGCGGUGACCAUCUGGGUAAAGCCGGAUCCGAUACAGACAGCGCGGCGGUCAUUCAUGACGUAUCGAUAAAUGGGAGUUGACGGGAAUGUGAAUUUUGUGUACACUAUAAUAAGAGCACGUCUCCCAUGUGACCGCUGAUACACAUGCACACCCACUGUGUUUAUGGAUUCAUAAAAGUGUUUGCAAUUCAUUACAUAUUCAAUACAGUAGGUACAGGCUGUAUGAUAGAGUCAGUUCGCUCUCCCCCAGAGGUUCUGCUGUGCUGACUACAAGCUAGCAGUGGGAGCGAGGAAUACCCGCACUUAACAAUUGUACCAAAUACUGAUUCCGUAUGAUAUAUAUAUAUUCGUACUAUAUGUGGAUCUAUUCGUUCAUGUAACGAGAUUUGUCGAAAGAGUCGUGUGUUAAUACAACCUUGAAAUUGGUUGACGCAUGAGAAGUUUAUCGAUUACUUUUGUCUAGCAUUGCUGGACGAUCAACAUCUGUUCUGUUAGGAGUGGAGGGAUCCAGGAUUAUUUCAUCGUACGAUCCGAUUUGCUUGAUACCGAUCUAGAUGGGACGAUUCGGCUAUUUGCUGAAUGAUAUUGCGAAAUCCACGGGAUAUAGUCAGCGAUCGUCAUUAGUGAUUCUCAACAUCCUUGAUGUAUGUGUGACUGCAGACAGCGACUUCCGGUUUACCGAAGGACUACCAAUACCAGUAGUAGUGUAAAGACGUGAAUUGAUUCCCAGAGGAAAGCAAACAGGAUUCAGUUCCGAGAGGAAAGUACACAGGAAUCGGUUACGACACUUGGUUAUAAGACAAACAAGUUGCUGUAUGGAAGUGAAACGCGUCGUUUGUUUUGGGAACCUACACGGUACAUUUUGUGUAUUAGCCAAGACAAACAUAGUUUGUUAUAAUUAAAAAGUUCAGAUUGCGGUGAUAUGCAUCAGUUAUGUGUAAUGAGAUAUAUAUCUUCUGUACCGACCUGGUGAAGGCGAAACAGCGUCUACUCUAGGAACGUUUUUCGGAGUGACUGAGUCUGUCGUCCAACACAGACAACUUUAUCUGGAGUAAGUGAAAGUGAGUAUUCGCGUCAAGUGUGGCAUAUUUGUUCCAUUGAAAGUGUGUUUGUCCGGCCAUAUUUGUGAAAGUAAAAAACAUCUUGUUGACUAAAGUCAUUCUUGAAAAAGCUGGAGUUGCGAGGUUGGAAUUAAUUUUUGUGUGUAUAAUGUGGUGUUAUUUCGCCGGUUAAUCUGAAAACUCGGACUAUCACUAGGAUUCAGUUUUGUGUCUAUCGCUUUCGAAUUCUGGGUGAUAUACUAGCAAUUUCAACAGGAAAAAAAUAUCACUAUGUGUGAUGGUUACAGUAGUGAUAAGUGAACUGGAUGAGAUAAAAAAUCAUUAAGUGAGCUAGUUACAUGUUCUAAGAAUAUAUUAUUAGUGAAAGUUUAUGAAAUAUAAUUCUACAGAAUGGAAACUUUGAACGUAGGUAAAGUGGAUCAAAGUAAAAUGUUUAUUGAACUGUUAAACGAUGAUGAGGAUGAGGAUGCAAUCCACGACAUCAGGAGACGCGGAUCAAACGUAUCAUUGUCAAGGUAUAGGUCAUGCCCACAACUCCUCGACGAACUUAACAUCAACAAGGGUCAAAUUCAGUCAUUCGAGACAACAGUGGACGACUCGGCGAACCUUGGGAAUAAGAUAAGCCCACAGAGUCCUGUUCCAUUGAUGCGUAGACACUUUCAGUUUGACCAAAAUGGCAUGCCCGGCUCAGCUACCCCUACACCGCCCUCCACACCCCGAAGUCGGCUUAGUGUACACUCACAAAGGGAUUCCCCAUCGACUCCUGUCCAAGGCUCUUCACCUGUGUCAACGCCUCGUCUACUUCACAGACCACACCUCUCUCGCCCUUCUCUCAGUCGCGACUCCUCCGCCGAUAGCCAGAACGAUUCUAAAAAUAACUUCACGCACGUGCCUUUCACUGAAGACGUAACACGAAGGCAUGAUCACGGGUCAUCAACCACGGUCACUGCUAGUCCACAGAGGCCGGGAAUGGCUCGUGGGGACGGCACCGGAACGGCAGAAGUUACGGGUUUGGGAGGGCAUAGAAAGUUAUCUGCACAGCUCAAUUACCUUGGUCCAAGCAUUAUCACUGGCGACCCGUCUACAGAGUGUAACCAAGAUAAGUGUGAAAAGUGGCUUCAAUCCCUACACCUGUCUAAACCGGACAAAAUCAAAUCCAGAAGCCACAUACAGUUACCGCCAAUAUGACAUUAAAACAUUGUGACGUCGCGCUGUCUGUACCAGCAGACAGUGCCAUAUGCAUGGUGACAAUAUAUCAGGAGGAUCAAUCUUAAGUGCAAGGGGUAACUUUCCCUUCUACAUAGACCAUUUUUGUGACUCUAUUGUUAGUUUUUCUUGUUACACUCAAGCUCAAACAUUCAUAGGAUCCAUGGAGAAGAUUGUCAUUUUCGUUUGGUACUGAUAUAACUGAAGAGAGCUCUUAAAACGAGCGACCAAUUUACUAGUUUGAACUCUUAUACUUAAAUUUCAAAUCUUAAACGAAAGCUGCUGUUGCAAAAAAAAAAAAAAAGAAAAAAAAGAAAAGUUCCAUGUUUUAUAAACAACAAGAGCGUCGUUUUCACGGAACAUUGGUUUAGACCAAUCCGGGGCCGUAAUUUAAAUUCCCAAUCCGCCAGUAGACGAGAGAAAAAACCAUUCUACUAUCAAGUUAAUAUGAUUAUAUUGUUGGAAUCCCAAGAACAACAUUUCAAAUAUCAAAAUGAUUUUGCAAGAUGACUGUAGGUUUUUGUUAGUCUCAAUCUACUGGUAAAACAAGUAAAUAAAGGUCAUGUCAAACCAUCUUUAUUGGUAUACCAUGCGAAAGGAUUGUACAAGUGACACGCGAGAUGAUGGCACCUUCCAAACUUUUGAGUUAGCUACAGCACAGCCUAUAUUGAACUACAUCAUACAUCUUUUAUGUCCUUCUAGGACUUGUCAGUGAUGGUAAGGGCCUAACAUGAGUAUAGGAGGCGAGUAACCUCGGACAAAAUUCAAUAAAUUGGAUUUCUAAAUAACGUCAAGUAUCAGUAAAAAAUGUAUAUCAUGAACCAUUUCAUCAUGAACAUUAAUUAGAAUGUGACAAACAGGCUGCAAACUAAAAAAUAGCAAAUUAAAUUCUCGCAGUUAUUAUACAGAACAGUCAUGCAUGAAAUCCAUCGCUGCCUACAAACGUUUUUCUCCCUGCAACUUCAGCAUUAAAACUUUUCCAUCAGAUGUCUAUAUCUGUCCACAUAACUUAAGAGAUCACCAUUUAAUAGUGAUUCCAUAUCUUAAGACUGGUAUUAAAUAUAAAUAGCUAACGGCUGCUGAUAUCAAAUAAUCAAAACAAUGUUUGAGUUAAAAAUCGAUAACGAAGUUGAAGAGCUGUUUUCGAUGACAAUAACGAGACAGGAUUAAAAGGUAUAAAUAACCCACAUAAACCUAGAGGCCAAUUGUAAUACGUCAGACAUUUACGUACUUCACACUGGAAAUAGAAGUCAGCUUACACCAUAACCUUGGCAACCUUUGUUUUUAAUAUCAGGACUUUGCAACAAUAACAUGUUCUUGGUUUUGUCGGUCACUGAGGAGGUGGUUUACCAAUUUCAUAUUUUCACUAGAUGUAUGUAUGAUUUAUUUGUUAUAAUCAGCCCCUACUGUCACCCCCGAUCAAAGGUUAUAUAACACUAAACGUGUGUUUCUCCCAAAGACCAACAACACGACUUAUAGCGCCAGUGUAAGGUCGAAUGGCAUCAAACUAGUCUGUAAAGAGACUUCCAAUGAAACAAUUAUAUUUGUAGGUGUUUACAAGUCUGAAAAGUUCCUACGCUUGUAACAGAAGGGAACACAGCCAUAGAUCACUGGAGCGUGUCUGCUUGCCUUUUAAACAAAACAAUCCUUUUACAAGCUUCCAAACUUGAGGAUCAUCACGAAAUAAAUAGACAUAGACUGUUAUGAAGGUUUUAAGUAUUAAGAUAUCUUUGUAUUAUCUAGAGGUUGUUUUUAAUUGUAACGUAAACUAAGCGUGGUUGUUGAUAUACAAUAUUUAUCUAUAGUUUAUACAAUGAUAUUUAUUUAUAAACGCGCACGUCACACAGUCAUUCAACCUUACGUAUACAGCCCAUCAGAUAAACAUACCUACAUAAACACAAAAUAACCCUUAAAGUCCCUGAGAGGCCACCAAAUAUACAGAUAUAGACAAUGUGAUACUCAUUUCCAAACAAGCAAAAAAUAUCGGACAUUUUCUGUGUAUUAUGACAUUAUUAAGAAUAUUAAACCUUGGCAUUUCUGUUCUAAACUCACCGAAGUACCGUCAAUGCGUGUGUUAUCAUUGUCGUUGGUGAAUAUUUCAGUAGAUUCUGAAGAGAAGCUAUUUAAGCGAUCUUUAGGGCUCAACAAGUGUUCUUCUCAGACUUUUAUAAAACUAUCGAUAUUUUCGGAAAAAAAGUGAGAAAUGUAUGUUAAAACAAAAAUAUUUAAUAAUUAAUGUUAUUAUUAUAGCGACAAAAAAGUAGACUUCACAAUUCACCUAGUUCCCUCACUCCAACAACAUCUUAUUCAUUUUUAGUUGCUAUCCCAGGGCUAAUAUCUUUAUCACCCCAACAGAAGGGCUGUCUGACUAAUGAGGGACAUCACUAGUCUGGUUAACUUGAGCCUUGUUGCCGCUCAUACAGGAACUUAUAUGCCAUAGGAUUAUAAGUUCUGGUCAUGUUUUUUUUGUUAUAUACAGAGUUACCAAUCAAUCUAACACCAGGGCCCAGUUGUUAAAAAGGUGAUUAGCUUAAUCACUUGAUUAGUGAAAAUCUCAUUUCUCAUUUACUUCAAAACCCCAGGUUGUAUCCCUUACAAUAGGCAGGUCGGAAGUUACUGACGAGUGUUAUAGUUUCAUAAAAUAUUGUCCAGUUUGUCAAUCAGAAAAUAUUUUAUCAGGAUUUUGAAAGUGUUGGGCCUUGGGUAUAUUUAAAAGAGGACUGGUUUUGUGUCAUCCGGCGAUGUUGAUCAAUGAUAUCUAGAUAGAACGUAUAUAAGUGUAUGGAACACAGCCUGUAGCCUUGUAAGUUCUAUACUAAUGUAUUUCAGAUAUGUACAUACUGUAUAUAGAUAUUUUAGUUGAGCUAUAACAUACAAUUAUUAGCGCGAGAUUGUUAUCCUCUAUAGGACUAUUGCCGACGGUCGUCACACAAAUUAUAUACCGGUUAUUCCCUGUUCCCGGGGUUCAUUAGAAAAACAAACAAAAGCCUUUUACUAUUGCUUCAUGGAUAACACGUUGACUAUUUUUGUCCCUUUUGUUAAAAAUAUAUUAUAGCACGAGUUAUAAUAAAGUCUUACAUUUAUUGACUUCUAUUAAGAUGAUAUAAUGUUACUAUCGUGGGCAUUUUUCAUAAAAGUGAAUGGUCGAACUAAAUAUUUUUCAGCCCAUGUCAUUUAGUUAAGUGAAAUUAGUAUUCGAAAAAAAUAAAUAAAACAAUACCCAAAAAACUAAUAGAAUUUGCUCGUUAGUAACGAGGAAAACAGUCACAUCGUAAAAGAUUAUGAAGCCCAGUUGAAACGGCCAACUUUGUACAUGUAUAUAUCAUUUCUAUAACGGGGUUAGUCCAAAACAUAAUAUAGAACAAAAGGUAUGUGACAUUGAUGUUGGUGCUUAAGAAAGCAAGCUGUUAUAUGUAUGAAACUGUGAUGUUUGUCGUUCCAAUCAAAUGUUUUGUCAAAUAUUUCGAUUUAAUGAUAUAAAUUAUUAUCGUUAUUGUAUUUAAAUAAAAUGAAAAUAAACAUUCCUGCUA